Ostertagia ostertagi is the source of this 666-nucleotide messenger RNA. The record is from the annotation of a GenBank genome assembly. Lineage: Eukaryota; Metazoa; Nematoda; Chromadorea; Rhabditida; Trichostrongylidae.
AUGACGGAAAUGUUCGAAAUGGCCCGUAGGGUUACUAAAGCCGAUCUCGACGGCGACGUGAAAAAUAGGCUCGAGCAAUUGGAGGCAGCCGCUCAUGAGUCCAUCAGAGGAGGCUAUUCUACAAUCGAUAAGCUCCCAGACAAAGUUCUACAACAAAUAUUUUCCUAUCUAACCCCGUACCAAGUGAGUUUGAUUGUUGGAGUUGGAGCUAGACUUUGGCGAAACCCGCAGUUUCAGAUUCUACAAUCAGGCCAAGUCUGUAAACGAUGGCGAAACGUCGCAUGCAGUCCACUUCUAUGGAAAUUUGUGUCAUUCAGGCCGAACUACGGUGGCAUUCAGGUAUCGAACCACGACUAUUUCUUGCAAUUGAUCGGCACUCAAUUUUCUGAGCUACGAAUCGUCGAACUCACUACCGAUCUGAUCACACCAAAUGUCCUCUACGAGAUGGCUAAUAAAUGCCCGCGACUUCAACAUCUCACACUGGCAAUGCAACUCCACGAUUUCACCGAUUUGCAGUCUUUUCCGUCACGAUUGCGCAGCUUAACGCUCUGUUUAUCUGAAAACAUUUUCCUCGAAGGAUUCCUGAGAAAGGUUUACACCUUCAUUUCGUCAGUGGAACUUCUGCAUAUUAUUGGUGAGUACAAUGUUAUGGAAACAAAGAUCUAA